Messenger RNA from Cephus cinctus (wheat stem sawfly), 1419 nucleotides. Its product is annotated as mitochondrial ornithine transporter 1. The coding region runs from base 227 to 1165 and encodes 312 amino acids. The record is from RefSeq and is a predicted model, not a curated record. Lineage: Eukaryota; Metazoa; Arthropoda; Insecta; Hymenoptera; Cephidae. The transcript has 5 exons. Gene Ontology annotation, biological process: mitochondrial L-ornithine transmembrane transport. Gene Ontology annotation, molecular function: L-ornithine transmembrane transporter activity.
UUAUGAGAAGCUUUAAACAACGGACAAACCUUCUUCACUCAAAAUUUAUAAAAUCUCCAUUAUUGUCUUUAGUACGUAGGUUAGGUUAUAUUUCAAAGGUAUAAAUCGUGCACAUGCGCAGAGGCUUUACACGGGCGGAGGGGUGCUGUAGGUGUCAGAAAACACGUGUCGGGGCAGUGCCGUAUUUACAUUAUUAUUAAAGCCUUAAAAAAACUCAUUUACAACAAUGACACUGGAAACUUUUGACGGAGAUGUUCAGCAAUUGAAUAACUUAAAAGCGGGAAUCAUCGACUUCGUAGCUGGAUCCCUUGGUGGGACAGCAUUAGUAUAUGUGGGACAACCAUUAGAUACUGUUAAGGUGAAAAUGCAAACCUUCCCUUCUAUGUACAAGGGAAUGGUAAAUUGUUUCACAACAACAUUAAAGUCUGAUGGUAUAGCUAAAGGAUUAUACGCAGGAACUGUUCCUGCACUUGUAGCUAAUGUUGCUGAGAAUUCGGUUCUUUUUGCUGCUUAUGGCGGAUGCCAAAAGGCUGUUGCUCACUUAACAGGAGUAAGAAGUGUGGAGGACUUGAGCUCACUGGGGAAUGCUACAGCUGGUUUCUUCGCUGCUUUUUUCUCAUCUCUAACAUUAUGUCCAACUGAAUUGAUAAAGUGUCAGUUACAGGCAAUGAGAGAAGUUCAAGUUCAAAGGACAAUAUCUGGUGGAUCUAUAAAUUUUAUUGGUCCAUGGGAACUGACACGGCAGAUCAUGCGUAGAGAUGGAUUCACUGGUUUAUUUAGAGGUCUGACAUCAACAAUUGCCAGAGAAAUGCCUGGGUAUUUUUUCUUUUUUGGUGGCUAUGAAGGUACAAGGCAGUUGCUCACAAAGCCAGGUCAGAGUAAAGAGGACAUUGGUUGGCAAAAAACAAUGGUAGCUGGAGCUGUAGGUGGUACAGUGUUAUGGCUGGUGAUAUUCCCAGCUGAUGUGGUUAAAAGUAGAAUUCAGGUGCAAAAUUUAAGAGCACCUGCUCUUGUUAUAAUGAAAGACAUAAUUAGGACUGAAGGUGUUGGAGCACUUUACAAUGGAUUAAAACCAACCCUAAUACGGACAAUACCCGCUACUGCCACAUUAUUCGUAACAUACGAAUACACAAAAAAAGUUAUGAACGAUUUAUUUAACAAUUGAUGUAAUUUAUCUUUAUUCAGUUCUUUCAGCAUCAUAUGAUAUAUUUAAAGUUUCAUUUCACUGUUGAAAAAACAAGAGGUAGGACAAGUAAGACAAUAAUUGAAACUUUAAAGGUAUUUUUUUACACAAUGUUUGUAUUUCCAGAAAUAUAAUGAAAAAACAAACUUUUAUUGUUUCUAGAACAAUACCAUUCAAUAUAGUGUAGUAAUGGAAAUCUAUGCAGUACAUUAAAGAAACUUUCAACGUAAUUUAAA